Ostertagia ostertagi is the source of this 648-nucleotide messenger RNA. The record is from the annotation of a GenBank genome assembly. Lineage: Eukaryota; Metazoa; Nematoda; Chromadorea; Rhabditida; Trichostrongylidae.
AUGUGUUCCGGACCAAUGCUGAAAACAACAGGAGUCGUUGCUUCGAUUUCUGCAACUAUUUUCCUCGGCAUUGGGAUGUACUACAUGCUUACUGGUCAGGGCCACAAAUACGAUAUUGGAUGGCUCUUAACCAGUACGUCUCCAAAUAUGUGGGCUGGCUUGGGAAUAGGAUUCUCCCUCUCACUCUCUGUGCUUGGAGCUGGAUGGGGAAUUUUCACAACUGGCACAUCAAUCUUUGGUGGUGGAGUCAAGACACCUAGAAUUCGUACAAAGAAUUUAGUUUCUAUCAUUUUUUGUGAAGCAGUCGCCAUCUUUGGGAUCAUUAUGGCUUUCGUCUUCAACUCAAAGAUGGGAGACUUCGAACGUGAGAACCUUGACCUGUCACAGCCUGACCAAGUGGCCAUUCUUGCUAGAAACAUUGCAGCCGGUUAUAUGAUAUUCGGAGGUGGCCUAACUGUCGGCUUCAGCAAUCUGGUGUGUGGUUUGGCUGUCGGCAUCAUUGGCUCCGGCGCUGCUCUUGCUGACGCUGCGAAUUCAUCCCUGUUUGUAAGAAUUAUAGUCAUAGAAAUAUUUGCGUCUGCUAUCGGUCUUUUCGGAAUGAUCAUUGGUAUUUUACAGACCAACAAGGCUACUAUUGGAGUCAAAUAA